UUUUCUAAUUAGGGUCACACUGGUCAACACGCUAUGGAAAAGCCUAUAAAACACGAAAUGUUUAUAAUAAAUGUUCAGGAAGAAGAGGCAAAGUGUACUGAAUCACAGUUGGAUAUAUUACUUAAAAUCCACGAUGGCCAGUACAGACUAGUAAAGAAGAAGAAACGCAGCUCUGUGUGGAACGUGUACAGGGAAAUUGCCCGUCCGGACGGCACUAAGCUAAAAUGGAGAUACUAUUGCUUGGGAUGCAAGCGUGUAAUGCAAUCAACUGGAGGCACUACAUCCAAUCUGCGCAUACACAAAUGUCAUGUACGUUACCUGAAGCAGCACGGCAAGGAUGGGGAGUCGCCAAAGAAAUCACAAAUCCGUGACAGUGAGCAAAGGACGCCAAUGACAACGAGUAAGCGUCAAAUUCAAACCUACAAUGAUUUCGUAGAUACAAAAGCAGAGUACAGCGAUGAAGAAGACUACGAGGAACUCAGCAUCACACCAGCUUCAAAUAUAGAGAUUGAACAAAUUGGUUCACAGGAAGAAAAUCACACGUCCGCUGAGAGACCACUUAUUAAGUUAUUCUCGGAGGAUGAGGUUUGGUCACCCGAAGUCACCGAAGAGCAUCCCAUCGAAAUAGAUAAUGUGACUGAAGACGUAUCGAUAGACUUCAGUAAGGAAACCAUCCAUCCUAAUUCCUCUCAAGAAAUUCACAUUGAUGCCAGUGCAAUCUCUGAAGCCGAAAGCUAUGCCCGGGCCUGGGCUCAUGCAUUCCUUAAAUUGAGCGAAGAGCAAAAAUUCUUUGCGAAACGUUCAAUUGAUGAGCUUUUGGUAUUGGGAAGAUUGGAACGACUGAAUAUAUCGACGGUGACAUCGCUGACAACCAACUUAUAAGGCUCGAAUUAUCAACUAUAAAACAUGGCUAACAUAAGCUUGAUAUUUAGUUUUAUAUACGCAUAUAUAAACUACGAAGACGUUAAAUUCUCAAAUUUUAAUUGCUUAUUAACCUAAGGCUUAUUUAAGCUUUUCAUUGCUCUGGAAGUUAAUAAAUCAAAACAUUGUAUCACGCAAUAUAUUCUUGAAAAAAAAAUUGUAUGAGGAGCCUUCAAUAAUGGCUAAUAUUGUGAGGCUAGUUUAAACAGAGCUCAAUUGUAAAAAUUAUUUACUAUAAAGUUAACCCAAUAAAUGAUAAAAAGUGCUUUUCAUA
Messenger RNA from Drosophila mojavensis, 1195 nucleotides. RefSeq lists its product as uncharacterized. The record is from RefSeq and is a predicted model, not a curated record. The transcript is spliced from 2 exons. Gene Ontology annotation, molecular function: DNA binding. Lineage: Eukaryota; Metazoa; Arthropoda; Insecta; Diptera; Drosophilidae. Bases 34 to 882 code for a protein of 282 amino acids.